Chondrus crispus (carragheen) is the source of this 1312-nucleotide messenger RNA. Its product is annotated as Cysteine synthase CYS1. The record is from RefSeq and is a predicted model, not a curated record. Gene Ontology annotation, cellular component: cytoplasm. The coding region runs from base 1 to 981 and encodes 326 amino acids. Gene Ontology annotation, molecular function: cysteine synthase activity. NCBI's taxonomy places the organism in Eukaryota, Rhodophyta, Florideophyceae, Gigartinales, Gigartinaceae. The transcript is spliced from 2 exons.
AUGGUGGCGCCCGCGCGGCCCGCGGCGGCGGUGAUGGACGCGUCGGACCUGAUCGGGAACACGCCGCUGCUCAAGCUGAACCGGAUCCCCGCGGCGGAGGGGUGCGUGGGCAACGUGUACUGCAAGAUGGAGUCGCUCAACCCGUGCAGCUCGGUCAAGGACCGGAUCGGGCGCGGCAUGAUCCUGGGGGCCGAGGAGGCGGGCCAGAUCGUGCCGGGCAAGACGGUGCUGGUCGAGCCGACGUCGGGCAACACGGGUAUCGCGCUCGCGUUCAUCGCCGCCGCAAAGGGAUACAAGCUCAUCCUCACCAUGCCCGACUCGAUGUCCAUGGAGCGCCGCAUGGUGCUCCGCGCGUUCGGCGCAGACGUCGUGCUCACGCCCGCGGCGGGUGGCAUGAAGAGCGCUGUCACUAAGGCGGAGCAGAUUUGUAGCAACACUAAGGAUUCGUUCAUGCUGCAGCAGUUUGCAAACCCGAACAACCCGAAGGCACACUACGAGACGACCGGGCCGGAGAUCGCCAACGCGAUCGACUGCGACGUGUUUGUGUCCGGUGUCGGGACUGGCGGGACCGUGACCGGGGCCGGCAGGUACCUCAAGGAGAAGAACCCGAAUACGUACGUGGUGGUGGUGGAGCCCGUCGAGAGCCCCGUGCUGUCUGGCGGGAAGCCCGGGCCGCACAAGAUUCAGGGGAUCGGGGCGGGCUUUGUGCCGGCCGUGCUGGAUACAUCGAUCUACGACGAGGUUGUGCAGGUGCCGUCCGCCACGGCGAUCGAUAUGGCGCGGCGUCUUGCCGUUGAGGAGGGUUUGCUGUGCGGGAUCUCGUCUGGGGCGGCUGUGAUUGCGGCGACUACAGUGGCCAAGCGCCCUGAAUUUGCGGGUAAGAACAUUGUGACUAUCAUCCCCUCGUUUGGAGAGAGGUACUUGACGUCGGCCCUCUUUGACAAGCAGCGUGAAGAGGCGUACGAGAUGAAGGCCGAGUAGAGAGAAAUUCGUAGUGAGAGGAAGUGCGGGCCUAUGUAAGGGGUUUGCUGGAGGGAUAGGAUAUCGUACCGCUUUUUUUUUUUGUAGCAAAAAGGGGGGGUGGGGGAAGCGGGCAGGGUGGUUGAGUUGAGCUGGGCUGAGCUGAGCUGAGCUGAGCUGAGCUGAGCUGAGAUGAGAUGAGCUGAGAUGAGCUGUGAGAGAGGGACGUGUAGGAUGUGUGUAGAAAGUGGUAGGGCGGGGAGGGUGUUGUACUGUAUUUUGCAGGAUGUCAUAGUGGAUGGUGCUGGGCGCUUCAAUCACGGUAAACGCCUUUGAACAUGUCGCUGCAAAA